UCGCAGUAGCACAGAGAAACAAACAUGGCAGGACAAAGCUCUAUUUUCGUUAUACUUUUCUUUCUUUUCACUUCCGGUGUCUGUCGAGUGCAUCUAUCAAAAAUCAGCAGUCAUGAUGAAGGUUUAGAAAGCAACAGUCGUACUAUCGCCUUGGCGUACAGAUGCACAACAAAACUUGGCGGUGAUGGAGAGGAGGUUUCCUGUGCGAAUUGCAAUGGCUGUUCAGCAAAAGAGAGCUUAUUUGUUGGUACCGGUAAACUGGAAUGGGAUCAGUACGAAAACCGGAUUCGUCAGAAGUGGUUGGAGGUGGUGCGACGUGCACUUUGCUGGGUGUACGAACUUGGCGUCCAAGUUGACACAUCCAACGUGCAGACAACAUGCCGAAUGUCUUCAACGAGAAAUGAUACCAUGCUGGAUCUUGACACGAUAACCGGUCGUGACAACGAUGACGAGGAUGCUACUCCAUUGGAAGCAUGGUCCUUCCUGGACGAUGAUGUCUACACAUGGUGGCAUGAUAGUCUAAGUGCAGAGCGUGAGGUGAUGAUACUAUUCGGUACUACCUCGGCCAUUCGUUUGUAUAUGCUGGUGAAGAAACGCUUAAAUGAUUACGCCGAAUAUUGAAUGCAAAAUUGUAUUUACGUUAUUGUUUUUGUUCCAACUGUAUAUGAGAAGUUAUUAUUUUUUUACAUCCAUUAGUUCAUGUGACUGAUUUUAUUUAGCCAUUGUGAUAAAAUUGGAGGUCUGAAAGAAUUUCUUUUUUGGGGAAGAGUGCUUUGUGAAUAUUUUAAUGUUUUUUUUAUAAGCUUUAUAGUUAUGUCUUCAAGCCUGGCUAAUCUUAAUAUAAAUUUAAUAUUUUUCAUGACUACAUGCCUUUCACAUUAAUUCAAAACUUGGAGUGUUGUAAAUAUUUGUCUGGUAACUGUUAAAUUUCUACUUGGUUUGUGUUUGUGAUGUGAUUGUGGUUGUUUUUAGAGAGGAACUCCUCCCUAUCAUCCUACUCUUACUCUUCUGUUUUGUUGUUACCUGCAGUACAACUUUUGUGCAUCCUGUCAAUUUCCACAUUUGCGUUGCCCAUUAUACGCCUUAAGGUUGCAUAUUCAAAGCGGGAUGUACAUACCACUUGUAGAAUACAUAGUUUACAUGAAAUUUUAACAUGUGCUGCGUGACAGCCUCUACCCUUUAACACAUUGUUUUUGCGCUUUUGUCAGUAACGCACUAACUCAUUGAUCCCAUUCAUAUAAAGCUUAUUUGUCAUGCUCGUGUUGCAUAAUUAAAGGGCGGCAGUCGUCGUGCCACGUCCUGUUCGAUAUUAGACUCAUAGCGAAGUAUACAAUAUUGUAAAAUACAAUGUUUAUUUAUAUGAAAUUCGAACACGCGCUGCGCGACGACCACCACGCUUUAAAUUACUUAUUUUAACACACUUUACAUCAAACAUCUUUGGUAACAAAUGUCUGCCAAUUCAUUUUGUUUCAAAUUUUAAAAAUAUUGAAAAGUUUCAAUAAAACAUAGAAUUACCAUUACCGGUACUAUUCAAUCCUCAGUGUGGUGGGCUAACACUUAUAAUUGAAAUAUGUGUUGCAAGUAUACAUUAUGAAGGUGAUUUACGCAAAUCUCAAUGACAGGUUGACCAAAAGCAGCUCUGUACGCUGCAUGACUACAUUGUAGUUGUGAUGGAGAAGAUUUCACCAUCAUCAGGAUGUAUGAUUUUGUUCAUUACUUUGGCACGGGCAUCUAUCCUGUAUUUGCUUUAUUAAAAGUGUAUCUCCAA
This is a messenger RNA of Saccoglossus kowalevskii, 1768 nucleotides long. RefSeq lists its product as uncharacterized. The record is from RefSeq and is a predicted model, not a curated record. NCBI's taxonomy places the organism in Eukaryota, Metazoa, Hemichordata, Enteropneusta, Harrimaniidae.